AUGGUGUCAGUGAAAAAGAAGAAUUGCUCCUUGAGAUUGUGCAUUGACUAUAGGGAAGUCAACAAUAGUACAAAGCAAGAUGCAUAUCCGUUGCCGCGGAUUGAUGUCCUCUUCCAAAGCCUGGAGGGAAAACGAUAUUGGAAAAUACCGAUGUCGGAGGAAGCUGUCGGAGAAAGGAAAUGCGCAUUCAUGACAUUGGAAAGGCUUUUCCAGUUCGAAGUGCUUCCAUAUGAAUUGCGUACCUCGUCCCCACGAUUCUAG
Molecule: messenger RNA, 261 nt
Organism: Ostertagia ostertagi
Lineage: Eukaryota; Metazoa; Nematoda; Chromadorea; Rhabditida; Trichostrongylidae
Source: the annotation of a GenBank genome assembly